Acaromyces ingoldii is the source of this 789-nucleotide messenger RNA. RefSeq lists its product as hypothetical. Bases 74 to 742 code for a protein of 222 amino acids. NCBI's taxonomy places the organism in Eukaryota, Fungi, Basidiomycota, Exobasidiomycetes, Exobasidiales, Cryptobasidiaceae. The record is from RefSeq and is a predicted model, not a curated record. Gene Ontology annotation, cellular component: endoplasmic reticulum-Golgi intermediate compartment; COPII-coated ER to Golgi transport vesicle; endoplasmic reticulum. The transcript is spliced from 4 exons. Gene Ontology annotation, biological process: endoplasmic reticulum to Golgi vesicle-mediated transport; intracellular protein transport; Golgi organization.
CGGUCUUCUUCUGUCUUUGUCCAUUCUUCAACACGGCUGCGAGCGAGUCGAGAAGAGACGACAAGGGACAAAUAUGCGGCUCCAGGCUCUGCUGCUGCUCUUACUGAGCCUCCUCGCACAUGUCAAAUGUCUCUACUUCUACCUGGACCCAGGCGACCGCCGGUGCUUCUACGAGGAGUUACCAAAUGACACAGUCGUAGUGGGGCACUACAUGGCCGAGGUUUGGGAUCGAGAAAAGCAGCACUUUAUCAUCCGAGACGAUCUCGGUAUUCAGAUCACAGUCAAGGAAGUCAAGGAGGAUCAUCUCGUCACUUCGUCCAUGGGGCCCUCUGAGGGCAAAUUUGCUUUCACGUCGCACGAAGCUGGCGAUCACAGCAUCUGCCUUUCGACCAAGCUCCUCAACGGGUCCGGCUACAAGCCCUCGCCCGACGACCACGAGCACCAGGUGCGCAUGCACCUCGACAUCAUCAUCGGUGAGGCCAAGCCCGACAACAAGCCUGCGGACCGCCAGCACAUCACCGACCUGGCAGGCCGGGUCCGGGAUCUUAAUGACAAGCUGCGCGAUAUCCGCAAGGAGCAGCAGUUUCAGCGCGAGCGAGAGGCAGAAUUCCGAGAUGCGAGCGAGAGGGCCAACUCGAGGGCAGUCUUUUGGAGCUUGGUGCAGGGCGUCACGCUCAUUGCCACCUGCGUAUGGCAGGCUAGUCAUCUCAGGACCUUUUUCGAUCACCGCAAGAUUCGAUGAAGACUACAGAAGUGCUGUACUGUAGAUUACCGAAAAAUCAUCCAUUU